AUGGGAUCCUAUCCUAGUUGUUUUUGCUGUCCUUAAUCUUAAUCAAACGUGUAAUAAAAUAAGAUAAAUGAUAAUGAAAUGCAUAUGACUUAUAUUAAAUAACCACUUUUUAAUUAAGUUGUACAAAUCAAUCCUGAUGAUGAUACUUCUUUACUAUAAAUUAUGGCAACAUAUGAAGAGUUAAUUAAUAGAAAGUCCAUAAGUACAGGUUAUUAUUGUUCAUCCAAUAAAAGAAGUCGCUCAAUCUCUGCAGAUAAUAAAUUUUCAAUUAAUAAAGAAUCUCUUAAGAAUAUAAAACAUUUGAGAAGGAAAAAAUAACAAUAUUAUAGGUCUUUAAGUGCUACUUAACUUAUUAAUAAUGGAUUAAAAUAAUAAAACUCAACAUAUAAGCCUAGCAGUAUAUUGAAAAAUAGAUCAAAUACUCAAUAAUCUCAGUUCUAGAAAAGGUUUUAAAAAAAUAAAGUUUCCUUUCUACCUUUUAUUUUAUAAUGUAAUUCUAAAAAUCUGAAUGAUAAUAUUUGA
Molecule: messenger RNA, 522 nt
Organism: Paramecium pentaurelia
Lineage: Eukaryota; Ciliophora; Oligohymenophorea; Peniculida; Parameciidae
Source: the annotation of a GenBank genome assembly